This is a messenger RNA of Polistes canadensis, 7596 nucleotides long. RefSeq names its product atrial natriuretic peptide receptor 1-like. Gene Ontology annotation, molecular function: guanylate cyclase activity; ATP binding; peptide receptor activity. Bases 654 to 4616 code for a protein of 1320 amino acids. The record is from RefSeq and is a predicted model, not a curated record. Gene Ontology annotation, cellular component: membrane. Lineage: Eukaryota; Metazoa; Arthropoda; Insecta; Hymenoptera; Vespidae. Gene Ontology annotation, biological process: receptor guanylyl cyclase signaling pathway; cGMP biosynthetic process; intracellular signal transduction. The transcript is spliced from 21 exons.
UUUCUUUCAACAAUCAAAUCUCAUUAAUGACCAUACGAUGAAAAUAUAAUAGAAAAUCUAUUUCCAAUAUAAUCGUUAUUAAAAUACAUGACACAAGUAAAUACGAAUUUGUUUCAAUUGAAUUUAUUUAUUCUUUUUCAAAAUUGUUUAUUCUUCGUCAAAAUAGUUUGAGAAAACAGUGAGUAUGGGAAAUUUGUGUUAAUAAGGGAUAAAUAGAUUGAAAAUGAUCUUGGUAGUGUUUGGUGAUGUCUAUGGUUGAGAUGCGUCCUCCUCGUCAGCUGCGAAGCACGUGACGACGAGGAGUGAAUUCUAUCCCACGUAUCAUGCGUGGGUGGGCAUCGAGAAUACAUAGGAAACGGAAGGAGGAAGAUUAGAAUUGAGAAGAAGAAUUGAGAAGAAGAAUUGAGAAGAAGAAUGAUGAUCCAUCUAGACAACUGUUCAAAUCGUUUUCUAUUUGUGAAUGAUGCCACGAAUAUUCGGUUACGACAAAGGGGAGAAGGGAAAGUGGGAUUGUUCGACGGGAGGAGAAUACACGCGAUCGCUCGAUCUAACUCGGUGGGGUUAUUGUAAGAAAAUAAGAUAAAUAUCUGCAAGGAAAAAAGUAAUAAAAGCAAAUAAAUGAAAGAAGAGAAAUCUUUGUUGAUCCAGCAGAUAUGGCAGUGAAUUCGUUUACACGAAAAUUCAUUGGCAGCCUUGAUCCUUUUCUUUUUAUAUUUCUUCAUACUACAUUUAUUUUAACUGCCCUUGGCACGUUCGGUGAUGCUUCUUCUGCUCUUCCUGUAAAUGAAAGAACAAUAGUGCAAAACUCGAAGGAGUGUUUCGGUGUUCGAAAACAAUCGAAGGGUGAAGUGAAGCUCGCCGUGAUAGCUCCUGGUGAUCCGCAUCACGAACAAAGUUUGCCUAGGGUUUUACCCGCUGUACUUUUGGCUGUGAAAGCUGUUAGCUCGGCAAAAGGGCCCCUACCAGGAUGGAACAUAAAGGUCGACCACCGAGAUUCGCGUUGCUCCAGCACUUACGGACCAUUGGCUGCCUUCGAGUUUUACAUCAAUCAGACGGCAGAUGCCUUUUUGGGUCCUGUUUGCGACUAUGUAAUCGCACCAGUUGCAAGAUACGCUGGCGUAUGGGGGAUUCCCGUGCUAACGGCAGGUGCUCAGGCCGAGGCCUUUCGUCACAAGGAUGAACAUUAUCCGACCUUGACCAGAAUGAUGGGCAGCCAUCGUUUGGUCGGCGAAGCACUAAGACACAUUCUUCAACGAUUUGGUUGGAAAAUUGCUGGAUUGUUGUAUCAUAAUCAUGCAAUGGCAAGCAGUCGUGGUAACUCCGAGUGUCAUUUCACAUUGGGUGCUGUCUUUACUGCUUUGAAUCAAACACCAGCUCACAGAAGCUUCAAUCAGGAAAAAACUAAUGCCGAGGACUACAGGAAUCUUCUUCUUUUUGUGUCAAAAUCUGCCAGGAUUGUAGUCAUGUGCGCAAACUCAACCACCAUCCGAGAAAUCCUACUAGCAGCUGAGGAACUAGGAAUGGUUGAUUCAGGAGAAUACGUAUUUUUCUCUAUAGAACUUUCAUCUAGCGACAAUAAUUCAAUAGAACCAUGGAGAUUGGAAGGUGACACGGAUGAGAGGAAUGAAAAAGCUAGGAAAGCAUAUCAAGCACUCUUGACAGUAACAGCACGUACUCCUGAUAAUCUCGAAUAUUUAAAUUUCUCGCGAGAAGUUAAAUCCUUGGCACAAAGCAAAUACAACUUUACAUUCGGUAAUAGUUCUGUUUCCACGUUUGUCACAGCAUUUUACGAUGCUGUUCUUCUUUACGCUCUUGCACUUAAAGAAAGUCUACCGGAAAAGCCGGGUGAGGUUGAUCUUGAUGGUGGUAAUUUAACAAGAAGAAUGUGGGGAAAAAGUUUUAAAGGAAUUACUGGAGACGUGAAUAUCGAUGAUAACGGCGACAGAAUUGCGGAUUAUUCUCUUUUAGAUAUGAAUCCAGAAACGUCCAAAUUCGAGAUCGUUGCAAAUUACUAUGGUGCGAAUAAAACACUGGAGUAUAUAACAGGAAAACGGAUUCAUUGGUCCGGUGGAAGACCAGAACCACCCCCGGAUACCCCAUCGUGUGGAUUUGAUGGAUCGCUCUGUCCGGACAAUUCUCUACCAGGAUACGCAAUUCUCUCGAUUGUUCUCAGUUCGAUCGUAGUGGUUCUCGUUGUGGCUUCGGUUUUUAUUUAUCGGCACUUCAAACUAGAAGCAGAAAUCGCUUCCAUGACGUGGAAAGUACAUUGGGACGACAUCAUUUGGGUACCUCACGCGAAAACUAGAGGAUCUAUGUACUCUUUAGUUGCGAACAAGUUACGCAGUAGUCAACUGACCGUAUACUCCGACGAUAAUGUUAGUCUACCAGAGGGCGUGGACAAACACGUUUAUAUUCAGACAGGAUUUUACAAAAACUCAAAGGUUGCCAUAAAAUUAAUACCGAGGAACAAAGUGGAACCAUCGAGGCCUUUAUUGCUGGAGUUAAAACGGAUGAAAGAUCUUCAACAUGAUCAUUUGGUACGUUUUUAUGGUGCUUGUGUUGAACCACCACAAUGUUGUUUAUUGACGGAAUAUUGCCCUAAAGGAUCUCUUCAGGACAUACUGGAAAACGAACAGAUUAAACUCGAUCGUGUAUUUUGGGGCUCUCUUAUCCACGAUAUAGUACGCGGUAUGGCUUAUUUACACGCUUCCGAGGUCAAAAGUCACGGAAAUUUAAAGUCGAGCAAUUGCGUAGUGGAUUCUCGAUUUGUAUUGAAAAUCGCUGAUUUUGGAUUACAUGAAUUGAGGAGGUCCAGUUUGAUGGAAGAGGAAGAAUUUGAUAAAAGUAGCUACGCAUAUUGGAGACGACAACUGUGGACAGCACCAGAGUUGUUGAGAAUGGAAAGGCGACCACCCGAAGGCACUCAAAAAGGUGACGUUUACAGUUUCGGAAUAAUCGUACACGAGAUUGUCAUUCGGAAAGGUCCUUUCUAUUUGGGAGAUAAUUGCAAUCCAACGCCUAAGGAAAUCGUAGAGGGCGUCAGGAAAGGGGGUAGUUCACCUUUAAGACCAGUGAUCGACGAAAGUGCUGUUGAGGAAGAAGUAGCUACACUAAUGAGACGAUGUUGGGCGCAGGAUUCAGCCGAUCGACCUGAUUUUCCCGCGCUAAAGCAGACCAUCCGCAAGAUCAACAAAGAUUACGAAAGUAGCAAUAUCCUGGACAAUUUGUUGUCUCGCAUGGAACAAUAUGCGACGAAUUUAGAAGCCUUGGUCGAGGAACGUACUGCGGAUUACUUUGAGGAAAAACGCAAAUGCGAGGAGCUUCUAUAUCAGUUACUGCCAAAAUCCGUUGCAUCUCAGCUGAUACUAGGACAGAGUGUAAUAGCUGAAACGUACGAUCAAGUAACCAUUUACUUUAGUGAUAUCGUUGGUUUCACCAGUCUAUCGGCUGAGAGUACGCCACUUCAAGUAGUCGACUUGUUGAACGAUCUCUACACCUGUUUCGACUCCAUUAUCGAAAAUUUCGACGUUUAUAAGGUCGAGACGAUAGGAGACGCUUACAUGGUCGUUUCCGGAUUGCCAGUGAGAAAUGGCAUGAAUCAUGCAAGGGAAAUAGCGAGGAUGAGUCUGGCAUUGAGGGACACCGUUAUGACAUUUCAAAUCCGUCAUAGACCAGAAGAAAAAUUGAAACUUCGUAUAGGAAUGCAUUCUGGACCUUGCGUCGCAGGUGUGGUUGGUUUGAAAAUGCCGAGGUAUUGUUUGUUCGGUGAUACUGUCAACACUGCAUCCAGAAUGGAAAGUAACGGGGAAGCAUGGAUGAUACACGUGAGUCCAAAGACAAAAGAAAUUCUGGAUACUUUCGGGACAUUCGAUCUUGUUUGCAGAGGAGAGGUGACGUUAAAGGGUAAAGGUACAAUGACGACGUAUUGGUUGAUGGGUGAAAAACCGAUGAAUAAUAACGUUAAGCAAAUAAACACACCCCAAUCUACCGGUCAACUUCCACCCAUUUCCAACGAACCAGUGACGCAGCAGUUACAGCAACAGCAAAUACAACCAAUGCAAAAUAAGUCGAAUCAAACGAAAAUGGAAGCAAAGGACCAAACUUAUUCCGUUCAAUCCAAAACUCAGCCUCAGGUGGAAUCAUCUCAAACACGUCACAUUUCGAUUCAAGAUAUUUCAAAAAAAGAUCAACCUCAAAAUAAACAACAACAAAAUCCUCCAACACCACAACAGCAACCGCAACAGAAGCCAAUACCGCAACAGCAACAACAGAAACCACCACAACAGCAACCACAACCAUCGCCACCACAGCAGCAACCCUCACAACAACAACAACAACAACAACAAAUACAACAACAAUUACAAGCAUCGUAUCAAACUAAUCAAAACCGAAUACACUUUGGUAGCAGUACAUGUAACAUCACGGUAACCGGAAAUGGAGCACCAGCCAAUAGUGUGUCAUCAAGUAAUGUUGUUUCGCCAACUCACGUACGUGCAGUCCCAGUUCAACAAAAUCGACAAGCGUAUACUUACUCGGCGGAAAGUAUGCCGAAUCAUACCGAGAGUGGUCCAAAUACGCCCCUUCUUUUACCUGCAGACUCGAUGCCUCGAAUUUAGCUCUUUUCGUGCGUCUCUUAUCCUGAGUUUGGUAAUUCGGAUAGGAGAAUCGAGUAUGAUAUUUCUACCCAAUCAAAUAUCCUGCCAUCUGUACAUGCUACUCGAAAAGACUAAUUAUUCAACAACAACAUGAAUCAAUGGGAAAAAAAGAGAUUCCUAAGAUUGAAAUCAUUUUUCUGGAUUUUCUUGAUUUUCUAUAAAUGCACACACAGAUGGUGUGAUAUUUUGAGCAGAGUAAUUGGGUACCAGCGAACAUUUAAAUCGAUGGUAAGUCGUUCAUAAUACAAUGUAUACAUAUGUAAUAAGACAAAGUGAUCUCUUUCUAGAUGUUAUUACAGAACCAAUAAUAGUCAGUGUUGAUUAUGCAUCUGACGAUAUCUAAAUUAAAUAGCUACUUUUUUCCAAAGCUAUAUACUACGUACUUCUUUAACGGAUUCCCAGGAUUACACGUUUAAUGGGUCUAUAUUAAAAAAAAAAUAAAUAAAAAUAAAUAAUAAGUACGGGGGGAAUAAACAUAUAAUAUAAUAUAUAUAUUAUAUAUAUAUAUAAAUAUACUUACAUCGGGUAAAUAAUUCAGUAUUCAAUGCCGACUUGCCCGAAUCGACCAGUAUUAGACAAGGUGCUGUUAACGAGAAAGUCUGCGACGAAACGGGCAAUCGUUUGCUCGUCAUUUUCUAAGCGGCUAAUUACUCAUCUUCCUUUUAACGACGAAACCAAGGACACGCGUUUCGUUAUUUUUUUUUUUUUUUUUUAAUCAAAAUAUUUUUACAUUUUAGAAUUACUUUCUCGUCUUUCCAAACUGUAUAUUUUAAGCUUGCAAAUAUUUAACGACUAUACUCAAGUCGUAUUAUUAUCGUAAUAAUUCUUGUUCUUUCUUUUGUAUUUAGUUUCAUGCCAAAUAAUAGGAUGUUGUUGUCUAUAUAUGUGAGCGUGUGAGCGUGUGUAUGUGCGUGUAUAUGUGAGAGAGAAAUAGGACCAAAUUAUAACUUCGAUCUGCUUUUCUCAAAGUAUUCAUGGAGAUAUAAUUUUUCCAUUAAAAUAAAGUAACGAGAAUUAAAUGCGUAACUUUAAUGGAAGGGUGAACUUUGUCGUUAACGAUGUACAAGAUGAAAAUACCUGUUCAAUGACUAAUGAAUUUAUUUGAAAAAAAAAUAAAGAAUACCAGAUAUGUAAUAUUAAUGAAAAAGUUAAAAAUACAGGGUUAUUCAAAAAAGAUAAUACCAAAUUAAAGCUGAUUUAUUAUUUAUUAAACUGAUAUGCACAAACUACAAUGAUAUGCAUUGAUAAAUACAUGCAUAAGUUUUGUAUCCAUAAUUUACAUGUCUGUCUGUGUAGAUGAGUAGAAAUAAGUCCAUUUUUUCCUAGACACGUUCUUGAUAAAACCCUUAUGCAACUCAGACGCGUUUCAACAUAUCCUUAAUUAUUCGCUUCAUAUCAUCAAAGAUAUGGUUCUUCAAAUUUUCCAGAUAUUAUGGGAAUAAAAGAGCUUUCACAACAUCCAUAACGUAUCCCCACUAAAUAAAAUCGCAAGGUGUUAAAUCAAGUGACUGUGGAAGUCUCACAAGGGGAUGGUCAGAUCGACCAUUAUCCGAUUUUUUUCAAACUUGCAGUAGUCCAUGAGAAUAUUCGUUGUACUUUUUAAAAAAACUAGAUAUUUAACCGUUUUCGAAGAAACGGUAAUAGAAAUUUCGCAAAAGUGGCUUCGUGUCUCUGAUAUCGCCGGAUCGAUUCCUCGACAGGGAACAUUUUCUUUUUCUGCUCUUUUUUAUUUUUUACUUUCGUUAUUGUAAAGUAUGUUUAAUUCAUUUUAUUAUUUUUCUAUAAUAAAGCGUGUGAAGUUUCUUCUUUUUGCCAACGUUAUUAAAUCAACAGUAUUACGCAUACACAAGUUAUAUAAUUAAUAAUUAUAAAUUAAAUAAUACAAUUAUAUAUAUAUAUAUAAAAUACAAAAACAAAAAUUAAUUUUUGUACGUCCCCUUGUCAAUAGUAUGAUCCCUUGCAUGAUCGAUCCAGCACCCUGUUAGAUUGGUACAGAAGUGUUUACGAACGGUACUGUAGAAAUUAGAAGGAGGACUAUCCUGUUGAAAGAUAAGAUUAGGACAAUCUUUCUCUAGUUGAGGCAUGAGCCAUUCUGUUAAUAUGUCCAGGUAGGUGAAGCCAGUGAUUGUUGACUUGGCAAACAAGAAAGAUCCAUCAAAUUUGCGUCUGUUCAUCUCAUAAAGUACGUGAAUACAGAUACACACACAACUUAGGAACAACAAACUUACGACGAUCGUCAGUCAUUGUAUAUCAUUAUGCAUCGUGUAUGUCAGUUCACAAACGAAUAAAUCAACUUUCAUUUUGAACUAUUCUUUUUGAAUAACCCUGUAUUAUCUGCUUGUCAGAUAGCUCAAAAAAAUAGAGAAGGAUAAAUAAAUAAGUACGUAAAUAAAUAUCUAUAUAUGUAUACACGGGCUAAAGACACAAACAAAUAAAAACAUAUAUAUUAUAUGUGUGUGUAUGUAUGUAUUUACGAAAAAAAUAUAUUAUACGUGUCAGUCUCUGAGGAAAAUUAGACGGCAUUAGAAAAAUUGAUGUUCAGCAAGCAAUUUCUAGUAAGGAGAGGCUGGGCCUUUCGCAAUUAUAUUAGACGAACAAAAUAACACUCAAAAGAAAAAGAGAGAGAGAGAGAGAGAGAGAGAGAGAGAGAGAGUGUUUGUGUGUGCUUGUGGUACGUAAAAGUAUACGUAUGAAAGAAAGGAAGUAAACAAGACAUAUAUAUAUAUAAAAUGUGUACGAGAAUUAGUAUGUAUGUAAGUAAGUAAUGUUUUAUGUGAUGGGAGAGCGUGUUGUCGGUCAGGCAAUGACGCGCGUUUGAGAAGUCAAUCGUUUCUUGGCUUUUUGUUUAUGAAAAACGUGACAAGAGGAAGUGAAAAAGCGUGCUUAUCGUGUAUAUUGAGUAUAUAUUGGUGGUAAGAAAUAAAAAUUAUAUUUAUGUUCA